Molecule: messenger RNA, 1485 nt
Organism: Thermochaetoides thermophila DSM 1495
Lineage: Eukaryota; Fungi; Ascomycota; Sordariomycetes; Sordariales; Chaetomiaceae
Exons: 2
Coding region: 1-1485 (494 amino acids)
Source: RefSeq, a predicted model, not a curated record
AUGGCGUCGCCAACUCCAAGCAGCAGCUGUAGCAGCAGUUCAGCGUCAUCCCACUCUUCUCCGUCCAGCUUCAACAUCGUCUCGACGCCCAUUGCCACCAACGAUCAGCACGUUUGUUUCAUCUGCCUACAGAAUGAAACAGACACGCCCAACGCGAGAUGGGUAAACGCCUGUCCAUGUACUCUCGAGGCCCAUGAGGAGUGUAUGUUGCGCUGGAUCGCCGAGAUGGAGGGUUCGAGCGACCAGCAAAAGACCGGGCAUAAGUGCCCUGCCUGCAAGGCGCCCAUCAUCAUUGAGGAGCCGUACGACCCCAUUGUUGCUUUUCGCGACAAGCUAUACCGAAAAUACAGCCGGAUAUCACCAUACAUUCUGCUCGUUAUUGUCUCUGGAGGUACUAUGGCUGGUGCUGCUGCUUACGGAUGGAGCGCGGCCUGCAUAUUCGCCGGUCACGACGCCGUUUCGCGCUGGUUUGGCACAUUUUCGCGUCGUAGAAUACCGUCAACCACGCUUAAGGUGGUAUUCCUGUCCGCACUUGGACCUGGGUUGGUGAUCACACGGUGGCUGUCCUCGCUAGGCACGGUUGUCCUCCUGCCCUUUAGUGUUUUGUACAGCGCCUCUUUGGUCGCUCGCGACGACCUUCCGACAUGGCCGCCAUCCCCCCAGUGGGCAAUCGCCAUGAUGCCCUAUGUCCAGCUCAGCUACAACUUCCUCUACUAUGACCUUUUUGGCUCACUAGAGAGGCGCUUGAAUAAUGCCCUGCGCGGCCGGCCGCCGACUGAAGAGGCGGCCCCUCGACAAGAGCAAGCACCUGCUGCUCCGGCCGCCCAACAAAACAACGUUCAGCCCCCCGAUGGCGUGUGGGGUGCUGUAGCUAAUGUCGGUCGUGCUUUUCUUAAUGUGUUCAUGGACCUUCCAGCAGCAGGGCCCCUAGAUGCCAUCGAUGUCGAGGCCGAGAUCGAGCUCAGGAUAGGAGGAGGUGAUGACAUCAACGACCAGGAAGGUCAAGGCAGGAAUAGAGCCGGGGAAGCAGCCGGCCAAGGGAACGGCGGAAACGGCGGACGGCCAGCACAACAACAGCAGCCGGCUCAAGCACAACCUGUUCAGCAAAACCAGCAACCGCAGCAAAAUCAAAACAACCAGAACCAGCAACGGAACAAUAAUAACAACGACGGUGAACCGUCCCUCCUAACCACCGUCAUCAACGGUAUCGUAACCUCCCUCCUCUUCCCAGCCAUCUCCUACGGCAUGGGCGAGCUGAUUAGGGCCGUGGUUCCCAAGGCGUGGGUGACGCCUCCGCGCUUCCGUCGGCCGGCUACGGGUAUCCUGCAGGAGCAAUGGGGCCGCAGCCUUGUUGGAGGGUGUCUCUUCGUCGUGCUUAAAGAUGCCUUCGCGCUGUACACUAAGUAUCGACGGGUGCAGGUUAAGGCGCAUCGGCGGGUAAAGAACGUAAAGAAGCCUGGGGGAGAGGGUCUGAGGGAUAGGUAA